Molecule: messenger RNA, 3289 nt
Organism: Chara braunii
Lineage: Eukaryota; Viridiplantae; Streptophyta; Charophyceae; Charales; Characeae
Source: the annotation of a GenBank genome assembly
GCUCGCAGAUUGGAAGAGAUUUGUGGAAGCUCCAUAUGCAGCACAACCAGUCCGGGUUAAAGUGCUAAUUCAGCAACGGCAUAUACUCCCACUGGGUCUUUGCCACACGCAUUUGGCCAUAUUCAGGGAUGGAUUCAGACCAAGCAAUCUAGUGAAAGUGAGUAUGCGCUAACUCGUUUGACUUGCGCAUCAAGAGUGGGUGGGGAGUUGUAGCUCUCGGUUAAGGAAGGCAAGUUCAGUUGGGCAGUACAGACACAGUUUGCCUGGGGAGGAGGGUUUCUCACGGCAAUCCUCAGCGAGGGUGGAGAGCUGUGGGAGUUUGGGAUAUGAAGCUCCUCUGUCCUGUUAGGGACCAUUUCACCGCUGUCUAUGAUCAUUGCAGGCGUCGUCGUGUCCGUUUCUUUGCCCAGAUGCGGUUGGUCAUUGGCCGUUUGACGACAAUAGCGGCCACAGUUAUGUGCGUCUGUUGUCUCCUCCUCGUAUUCACAGGGGGCGAGCGAUCAAUUCAUAGAAUCGGGCAGUGGUGGAGUAUUACCUGCAAGUUCAGCUGGCACGCGAGCGAUCGCCUUCUUCAGGAGUCGACGAGUGCCGCCCCAGUACCGCCGCAGCAAGAGCGGCCGCUAGAGUAUUCGCCGUUCGUAAAGGGUUCCAUCACGCGCGUGACGUGGCAUAUCCCGCGGGCGAAUAGGACUGCGGGGAAAGAUUGCCGGACCGAAAUUACGAGCCUGGUGGUCGGUUCGGAUGAAUUGUAUUACAUCCUGCACCAGUACUGCCAAGUGGAUGGUACUCUCGAGGAUCGGGCGUUGUCGAUUAGGAGAAUGAACUUAUCGCAGAUGCAGGACGGCGACGGUUCGCGUCCGCAGGGGGAGAACGACUCCUUGAUAAGUCACAUGUGGCCAUACGGGCAGCCGAACGGGACAAAAGUGCGCGAACCAUCGGAUUUUGGAGGGGCUCACGUGACAGGAAUGGGUCUGUCGAAAGAUGGGAUGCAUCUCGUCUUGAGCGUAACGAAUGAAGAUCCAGUAGUAAUACGGGACAGUGGGACCAGAUCUCUGGAUGACAACGGCUCCGUGUUCACUUCUUUGUCUCUCGCCGACGGCUCUCGAUCGUCAUCUCCCCCUUUGAGCAAAUUGUCCCAGGCGUGGGCGUUCGAGCCUAACAAGAGUUUUCUUUACUAUUUGCAACUUGAUUCCGCAUUAGUUAACGUCACCGUUAAUGACGUCGGGCUUCCAAACGGCGAUCCGAACCCGAUAUCCGCUUGGAAUGUCGAAUUGCAGAGCGAUCCAAUCGAUCCUAACGAGGAGUUUCAAUCUGGAAGCCUUCUAUCGGACGGCAGUUGCCUGUACUCCGUUACUUCUACUGACUGGUUGUUCGGGUGGAGGAUACAACCUGGACAUUUGUACCACAAUACGAUAUCACCACCCGCCCAUUUUCUCCAUCGGAGAGCGAUAGACGUCGUUGCAACGAGUCAAGGAUGUCAUCAUCACGUGUUUACAGCCGCUCACGAUACAGUUGCGGUCUUCGAACUCUCCAGGACAACCGAAACGGCAUGCGGGUGGAUGAGCGCCAGGUCAGCACUCCCACGUUAUUUCGGCGAAGCGGAUGUUACGGCAUUGGCACUUGGUGACAACGGCGACGGUUUAAGCCUCUACGUUGGAACCAGCGAUGCCAGCGUGUAUAGCGUUCCGUUAGACAGGUCGGAAGUUAGCCGUUGUGAAGAAGAACCGUACUCAGUCUGGCAGUCAGACGGCGUAUCCGAACAUUCAAGUACUAUUAAUUUACCUUAUUUUGCACUAGAGUAUUUUCCGGUUAGUCUGCUUUCGUCAGCACUGGCAGGCGUGAUCUAUUUGGUAUUAGUCAUUGUACCCUCCUUCUGGGACUCUGGACUCCAACCACCAUUACCGUACUACUUAAUUAUACUUCUUACUUCGAUAUUUGUAGUAGUAGCAAUAGCAACUGGGGCCUUUGUUUGGGUUCGCUUGCUCAGAAAGCGUCGACGUCGAGCUCUGGAACAGGUCAAUCACAACUCUGCCGUUGCUGACCGGCCGAGGACUUCAGCUCCGCCGGACUGCACUGCUGUGGAUUUCUGGGGACUGAGGCCGACACGCGUCCAGCAAUUCGGGAUAAAAACUCUAUCGGAUUGCACGGAGAAUUUUAGCUCGACUCAUCAAGUCGGGAACAGAGGGGCAUUUGGGAAAGUCUACAACGGCUCGCUCGAUGGCAAGGAUGUGGCGAUCAAGGUGAUGGCCGGCGAGCUAACGGACACCAAACGAAACCAGUUUGUGGCGGAGGUGAACACUCUCAGUGCAAUUAAUCACGUCAAUCUCAUCCAGCUCAUCGGGUACUGCCAGGAGGGCAGUCAGUGCAUCUUGGUGUACCCCUAUUUCCCAGGGGGCUGCUUGCACGAGCGGUUGUUUCCUAACACUGAUAAGCAGUGGCGCAUUGAGUUGGAUUCUCCUCCGCCUCUCACUCUCCAGGAGCGCAUGAGCAUUGCCUUCCAGAUUGCCAGGGGGCUCCAGUACCUACACGAUGAUGCCAAGCCUCCCAUCAUUCAUCGUGACAUCAAGAGCAGCAACGUCCUGCUUAGCGAUGGCUGUGGGGACACACUCCACGUCGUCGUCGCUGACUUUGGAUUGGCGGCCAUCGGGGAGAGGGUGCUGGACACAGGGCACGACCACGUUGUGAUCACAUCUCACAUUGGUGGCACCUUUGGGUACAUGUCGCCCGAGUACAUGCUGAGAGGCGAACUGUCCGAGAAGAAUGACGUGUACUCCUUUGGGGUUCUUGUACUGGAGCUGCUGACGGGAAGGAAGGUGGCCGCACGGGCGCCUUCUGGGGUGGGAUGGCAGACACUGGUGGAGUGGGUGAAGCCUUUCCUUCGAGAUCAAGGUGAAAAAGCCCAAGACCCGAGCCUGGACAUGCCACGUGCUAUUCUUGACCAAUGUUUGUGGGAUCAGAUGGUGGGAGACUCUAUGAAGCAGAUGGUUAUGAACACUUGCAGACUGGCUUGGGAAUGUGUCCAUGAGGAGUAUGGGUCAAGGCCGGCAAUGCGAGCUGUCGUGCAGCGCAUCCACAGCAUGCUUCUUGAUGUCGGUUGGGACUUCUUGAUCAGAACAAUGGACAUGGAGCACCUUCUGACGACACCAGAGGCAGAGGAUAACAUCUGCAAGAUAGAUGAUGCUGAGUCACAAGGGGGGCACGAAGUGCACCUAGAGUGAGGGAUGGAUGAGAACUAUGCCACAUUGCCAUUUGUAGAUGUGAGGAGAGUCGAACGGAUGCCCUUGUGAAU